Plasmopara halstedii is the source of this 564-nucleotide messenger RNA. RefSeq lists its product as hypothetical. Bases 1 to 564 code for a protein of 187 amino acids. The transcript has a single exon. The record is from RefSeq and is a predicted model, not a curated record. Gene Ontology annotation, biological process: dephosphorylation. Gene Ontology annotation, molecular function: alkaline phosphatase activity. Lineage: Eukaryota; Oomycota; Peronosporomycetes; Peronosporales; Peronosporaceae.
AUGGUGUCAGCUGCUGACCAUGGUACUGGAGGUCUUACUCUUGGCCGCGGACCCGCUUACCCAUACGCCUGGUACCCCACUGAGCUACAGCUCCAAAUGAUGUCAACUGAGGCUAUGCAGGGACAACUCCGAGCUGUUCUCGAUGGUGGCGAAUGCACGAAUGGAGCCAACGACACGUGCAAAUCGGCCCUUCUGACCUCAUCCAAAGAUCUUCUUGCCAAGUAUACAAAUGUAACCAACGUCUCGGACGAGGAAAUCCCUGAUCUCAUCACUCAAAUCGGCAUUGCCGUUGGAACGCGCGAUCUUUGGAAUGUGAUGGUGGAGCUGGGCCACGUGAUCAGUCAGCGUGCAGCUGUUGGUUGGACAACAAUGGGUCACGUUGGCACAGACGUGAAUCUGUACUGCAAGGGACCGCCGACCUUCGAGCGCAUGUGCAAGGGUGUCCAUGAAAACACUUACGUCAACAAAAUAAUGGCGCUUUAUAUGGGGCUACUUCACCAGCAGGAGCUUGAGACGCUUAAACACCGUAACAUUUCAGUGCUUGAAAACCCGAUUGCAUUUUAA